Molecule: messenger RNA, 2952 nt
Organism: Jaculus jaculus (lesser Egyptian jerboa)
Lineage: Eukaryota; Metazoa; Chordata; Mammalia; Rodentia; Dipodidae
Gene: Nlrp4
Product: NLR family pyrin domain containing 4
Exons: 9
Coding region: 1-2952 (983 amino acids)
Biological process (GO): regulation of inflammatory response
Cellular component (GO): cytoplasm
Molecular function (GO): protein binding
Source: RefSeq, a predicted model, not a curated record
AUGGCAUCUUCUUUCUUCUCUGAUUUUGGCCUGAUGUGGUAUCUGGAGGAGCUCAAGAAGAAGGAGUUUGUGAAAUUUAAGGAGCUCCUCAAGGAAGAGACAGUGCAGCAUGGACUCAAGCAAAUUCCUUGGACAGAAGUGAAGAAAGCCUCCCGGGAAGAACUUGCCAACUUACUGAUGAAGCAUUACGAGGAAAAGCAAGCCUGGGAUGUGACCUUCAGAAUCUUCCACAAGAUCAAUAGGAAGGAUCUCUGUGACAGAGCCACAAGAGAGAGUGCUGGACACACAACGCUAUAUCAAACCCAUGUGAAGAAGAAAUACAGAGACCUAUGCUCCAGGGAAUUCUUCACCGUAGCUCACGAUUUCUUUGACCAGAAAAUCACGGAAGAAGAACACGAUUACUUUGAGCAGCUCUUUACAAUAAAGACCAUCAAAAAGCAGUCACGCACUGUGAUCCUUAAAGGGGUCCAAGGCAUCGGGAAGACGACCAUGCUGAUGAAGUUGUUACUGGCCUGGUCAACGGGCAGCAUUUAUCAAAACAGAUUCUCCUACGUCUUCUACUUCUGCUGUCGAGAAGUGAAGCAGCUGGUAUCCACCAGCCUGGCUGACCUGAUCUCCAGAGAGUGGCCCACCUCCCCCGUUCCCACAGCAGAGAUCUUGUCGGAACCCCAGAAGCUCUUAUUCCUUAUCGACAGCUUUGAAGUGCUGAGCUGCGACUUGACCCAAGCCGAGUCUGAGCUGGGCAGUGACUGUAUGGAGGAGAGGCCUGUAAGAGUACUGCUGAGCAGCUUGCUCUGGAAGAAAAUGCUCCCCGACUCAUCCUUGAUAGUGGCAGUAACCUCUGAAAAUGCAGGGAGCCUGGAGGAGCAGUUGGAGAACCCAGAAGUGAAAAAACUCGUGGGGUUCAGCGAGAGCAACAGGAAGCUGUAUGUCCGGUGCAUGUUCCCAGACAGGAGUCAAGGCAUGGCGGCCUUCAGCUUUGUGAGAGAGAAAGAACAGCUGUUCACCAUGUGCCAGAUCCCCCUGCUUUGCUGGGUCGUGGGCACUUGUCUGAAGCAGGAGAUGGAAAGGGGCAAAGACCUGGCAGACACCUGCCGCUGCACCACCUCCCUGUAUACCUCUUUCAUCUUUAACUUGUUCACUCCCAAGGGUGCUAGUUGCCCAACGAAGGAAAGCCAGAAUCAGCUGAAGGGCCUGUGUUCCCUGGCCGCAGAGGGCAUGUGGACUGGCACACAGAUGUUUAACAAGGAGGAUCUCAAGAGAAAUGGCAUCCUUGACUCUGACAUCCCCGCCCUGCUGGACACCAAGGUUCUAAGGAGGAGAGAGUCUGAGAACUGCUACGUCUUCCUGCACAUCUCCAUCCAGGAGUUCUGUGCCGCCUUAUUUUAUUUGCUAAGAAGCCACCUGGACCACCCUCACAAGGCUGUUGAAAAUACCACGUUGCUGCUGUUUACAUUUUUAAAGAGAGAAAAGGAACACUGGCUUUUCUUGGGGUGUUUCAUAUUUGGCCUUUUACAUAAACAGGAACAAGAAAAGAUGGACAUAUUUUUUGGCUUCCAGAUGUGCCAGGAAAUUAAGCAGCAGCUUUUCCAGUGCUUGGAUGCCAUCGGUGAGUCCAGAGAUCUUCAGCAAGAGAUAGACCAGCUGACGUUGUUUUACUGUCUCCAUGAGAUUCAGGAUGAAGCCUUUGUACAGCAAGUAAUGGCCUAUCAACGUGAGAUUAAGCUUGUAAUCAAGGACAACGUGGACUUGAUCGUUUCUGCCUACUGCUUGAAAUUCUGCACUACUUUGAGGAAACUUUCCCUUUCAGUGGAAGAUGUCCUUCAGGGAAAUGAGAAACAGAGACCUGUGCCAGCUUUUAAACUCAACUGUUGGCACCAGAUUUGCUCUGUGUUGUUAACAAAUAACGUCCAGGUACUCCAGGUGAAGGACAGUAAACUGGACGAGUCAGCCUUCAUCAUCUUGUAUAAUCAGCUAAAACAGCCCAAGUGUCCCCUUCGGAGCCUUAAGGUAAAUAACAUUACCUUCUUCUGCGAGAGUCAGCUGUUCUUUGAGGUGUUCCUCAGCAACACAAACUUGAAGCGCUUGAACCUCAACCACACCACCCUUUCCCGUGAGGAUGUACAGCUGCUCUGUGAUGUCUUGCUCCACCCGGAAUGCAACAUAGAGAAGCUGCUGCUGACAAACUGUAACCUGUCGUCUGAGGAUUGCGAGGUUCUUGCCUCGGUCCUGCUCAGCAGCAGCAAACUGAAGCACCUUAACGUCUCGUGCAACAACUUGGGCAAGGGUGUGCCCUCGCUGUGCUCAGCUUUGUGCCACCCGGACUGCGUCACGGAGCUCUUGAUCUUGGCUAAUUGCCACCUCAGUGAGACCUGCUGGGUAAGCCUGUCUGACACUCUUCUGAAGAACAAAACCUUGAGUCACCUAGACAUUAGCGCCAAUGACCUGAAGGAUGAAGGACUGAAGAUUCUCUGUGAGGCCCUGAGACAGCCCGACAGUGGCAUUCAGUCCAUGAGAUUGCAACAAUGUCUCAUCACUGCGAAGGGCUGUGAAGACCUUGCCUUGGUUCUCACUGGCAAUCAGAACCUAAAAAGUCUACAGAUUUCAAACAAUAAGCUCGAAGACGUUGGCGUGAAGUUGCUGUGUGAAGCCCUGGCACAUCCCAACUGCCGCUUAGAGAGUAUUGGGUUGGAGGAAUGCGAGUUGACCAGUGCCUGUUGUAAGGACCUUGCUUCCGUUUUCACCGUCAGUAAGACCCUGUGGGGAAUCAACCUGUUGGAGAAUGAUUUAGGCUACAGUGGUGUGUCCAUGCUGUGUGAAGCCCUGAAACACCCAAAUUGUCCCGUAUAUGUGCUGGGGCUACGAAAAUCUGACUUUGAUGAGGAAACCCAAGCACUUCUGGAGGCCAUGGAAGAGAGAAUUCCCUACUUGACAAUCUUAAGCAAUGAUUAA